Molecule: messenger RNA, 621 nt
Organism: Suillus paluster
Lineage: Eukaryota; Fungi; Basidiomycota; Agaricomycetes; Boletales; Suillaceae
Exons: 3
Molecular function (GO): protein binding
Source: RefSeq, a predicted model, not a curated record
UUUCAGGAGAUUUGCGCAAGGAGACUUGGAUCAGGUUUUGAGAUUACUUGCCUGUCAUGUCAUCCAACUUCUUCCAAAGGCAACAUGCAGAUUGCAGUUGGAACAAGAGACAAGAUGGUUCAAGUUCUCAUGCUCAAUAUGAGCACACAGCUCCAGUCCAUCUUCACAGUGCAGCUUGAAAAUACAGUACCCAAGUCUGUAGCAUUUGCGGAUAACAGAGCCAUCUAUGUCUUCGGGCUGUAUGAUGGCAAAUUCAUGAAACUGGACGAUGAAGAUGGUACUAUAGUGGAGGAGAUUAGCUGUAAAUCAAUGAUUGGCCACGCAGCGGUGAACCAAAAGUGUGGGGUUUUCAUCAUAGACAAUGCAACUGAUGGCUUUACAUUGUAUCGCCUCAAAGGCAAGGUGGAGCCCAUUCGAACAUUCAUGACUGCUUUGCCAAGUGUGUCAGUCCCAAAGCAAGUGGCAUUUGGAGAAGAAGGCAAGGUAGUUGUAGGAGGAAGUGAUAAUGGACUAGCAUAUAUAUUUGAUAGGAAGACGGGGCAGGUACUCGAAACCCUCCAUCAUGCAGAUGCUGGCCUGGUACAAACAAUAGCUGUAAGUAUUAGGAUUGGUCACAAAUAA